AUGUCGGGCGAGGAAUCGAAUACAACUGCUGACCUGACUGCGGCUCAGCAGGAAGCGCUGCAAACCUACAUCGCAGUGACCAGUCAAGAACCCUCGGACGCGAUACCUUUACUACAACGUUCCGAGUGGAAUGUCCAGAUUGCCAUCACAAAAUUCUUCGAUGGCGAAGGCCCUGACCCGCUCGAAGAAGCUCAGGCUUCGACUCCCACACCUGCUCCCCGAGUCCCCCAAAACCUGAUGAAUGACUUGCCUCGCCCGUCCCCGUUUAGACCACACACCCUGCAACCGGCACCGAGAAUAUCCACGCAGUCGAGCGAGCCAGCGCCGUUUCGACCUCCUUUUCUCCUGGCGAUCAUCUUUUCCCCAUUCAACUUCCUAUAUCGAAUAUUAUCGAGCUCCCUCCGUUUGUUUGGAACGCUUUUUCCGUUCUUGCCCCGGAUCUUAAACACUUUCGCGGUAUCUGCCCUCCAAAGCAGCAAGCGAGGCGCUAGUGGACGGAGAACACUGGGGCCAAAAGACACAGCCGUACGGUUUACACAUAACGGGUACAACAUGGCAUUGGAGAAGGCCCAUGCGGAGCUGAAGUUUUUACUGGUGGUCCUUUUGUCCCCUGAGCACGACGAUACGAAUGGUUGGGUCCGCGAUACCCUCCUCAACGAUGAAGUUCGGGAUUUCAUCGCUGACUCUAGAAACAAUAUUUUAUUAUGGGGCGGCAACGUUCAAGACUCCGAGGCCUACCAAGUCGCAACCUCAUUGCGUUGCACCAAAUUUCCAUUUGCUGCAUUAAUAGCCCAUACCCCAAGCGUCUCGUCCACUGCCAUGUCCAUCAUUGCCCGGAUCCCUGGUUUGACGUCCCCAUCCGCUUUUCUUGAAAAGGUCCGGACCGCUGUAAACCAAAGCAAGGCUCCUCUUGACCGAGUACGGUCAUCUAGAGCAGAGCAACAAGCCACCAGAACACUGCGCGAGCAGCAGGAUUCUGCAUAUGAACGGUCACUCGCCAUUGACCGCGAGCGUGCGCGGCAGAGAAGGGAAGCGGAGGCCGAGAAAGCACGAUUAGAGCGGGAAGAACAAGAGCGGCAGGCGGCGGCUGAGAAAUUUGCUCGAAGCCUCGAGCAAUGGAGACAGUGGCGGGCUCAGUCUAUUCCCGCCGAGCCGCCGGCGACGGAUACGGAAUCUAUCCGGAUCAGCAUCCGCCUACCUUCUGGUGAGAGAGUCAUUCGUCGAUUUCCUGGGAACUCUAAUAUUGAAGAGCUAUACGCAUUCGUGGAGUGCUACGAGGUCCUCAAAGCUCAGUAUGAAGAUGCUGCAUCGUCAGCGGCUGAGGUAACUGAGCCGGAAGGGUUUGAGCACAAGUAUGGUUUCCGCUUGGUAUCGCCCAUGCCCCGUGUGGUAUACGAAGUAACGACGGGAGGAACGGUCAAAGAACGGGUUGGGAAAGGCGGUAAUUUGCUGGUUGAAAUUAUACAAGACGAAGAUGAUUCUUCUGCAGAGGAGUAG
Messenger RNA from Uncinocarpus reesii 1704, 1497 nucleotides. RefSeq lists its product as uncharacterized. The record is from RefSeq and is a predicted model, not a curated record. Lineage: Eukaryota; Fungi; Ascomycota; Eurotiomycetes; Onygenales; Onygenaceae. The transcript is spliced from 3 exons. The coding region runs from base 1 to 1497 and encodes 498 amino acids. Gene Ontology annotation, cellular component: endoplasmic reticulum. Gene Ontology annotation, molecular function: ubiquitin binding.